Molecule: messenger RNA, 2186 nt
Organism: Paraphaeosphaeria sporulosa
Lineage: Eukaryota; Fungi; Ascomycota; Dothideomycetes; Pleosporales; Didymosphaeriaceae
Product: alcohol oxidase
Exons: 4
Coding region: 214-2145 (643 amino acids)
Biological process (GO): secondary metabolite biosynthetic process
Molecular function (GO): flavin adenine dinucleotide binding; oxidoreductase activity, acting on CH-OH group of donors
Source: RefSeq, a predicted model, not a curated record
GCACGCUACAAGGAUUCAAACCACCGUGCCUGCCUCCCCUCCCUCCCGCACGUCUUCGAAAUGACGAUUUUCGCAACCCUGCCCAGCCCGUCGAGGCGCGUUUGUUUGAAAGCCCCGAAUAACUCGCAUACCCCGUUGUCUUAAAUGAUUUCACCCAGCCGAUAACACCUGAGAGAGCUCCAACGCUUACCAUUCUCUUGCGAGUCUUUCGCAAUGAUGUCACUCCUUCGGUUGGUUUCGUUCGUUUCUGCAAUUAUUUUGUUCGGAGGAGCGAAAGCGGGCCCCUUGGGAUCUAUUCUCAAUCCUCUACUCGAUGUCACCGGAUCUGUGCUAUCGGGCCAGGGCAUCGUGAAUGGUGUGCUAGGUGGUCUUGGAGGCAUCCUUGGCGCGGACCAGGAAUACGACUAUGUAGUCGUCGGCGGCGGCACCGCGGGCAACGCCAUCGGCGUGCGCCUUGCCGAAGCGGGCUUUACGGUUGCUAUCAUUGAGGCUGGGAUAUUUUAUGAGUUCGGCAAGCCAGUGCUGGGCUCCACGCCCGCGGGUGCGUUCUUCGGCAUCGGCAGCUCGUUCAUUGAUGCGGUGCCGACGGUGGACUGGCAAUUCGAGACAGAACCGCAGGCGGGCGCGAAUAAUCGCCGGAUCCACUAUGCGCGGGGGAAGUGCCUGGGUGGCUCGUCUGCGCUCAACUUCAUGAUCCAUCAUCGGGGCUCCAAGGGCUCGUAUGAGCAGUGGGCUGAUGCUGUUGGGGAUGAGAGCUACAAGCUGGACGAAUUUAUGCCGUACUUUGAGAAGAGCGUUACUUUCACACCUCCUGACAAUCAAAAACGCCGCAGUAAUGCGUCGACGCAGUAUGAUUCUAGUGCAUUUUCCAAUGAAGGGGGUCCUGUCCAGGUUGGAUACACCAAUUUCGUCUCCAUAUGGGCAACGUGGUUGGAAAAGGGACUCCAGUCUGUUGGAAUGAAGCGGACGCUCGGUUUCUCCAGCGGUGAUUUGAUGGGCUACCACUACUCCCAGUCAACCAUCCGGGCAUCGGACCAGACGCGUAGCUCGUCUGCGUCGUAUGUUUAUCAGGCCAAGGCGGGAUCUACGGGCAAGAGACUCAAGGUCUACACUCAAACUAUGGUGAAGAAGAUUGUCUUCAAUGGAAAGAAAGCGACUGGCGUCAAGGCGAGCCUCAUCGGCGCUCUUCCAACAUACAACAUCAAAGCGCGCAAGGAGGUCGUCCUCUCUGCCGGUGCUUUCCAGUCUCCACAGCUCCUAAUGGUCUCCGGCGUCGGCCCUCGCGCUACCCUUGAGAAGUUCAAGAUCCCCGUUGUAUCCGCUCUCGAGGGCGUCGGCCAAAACAUGUGGGACCAUAUUCUCUUUGGGCCCAGUUACCAAGUCGCAUUCCCCACACUCGAUAAGACGCUACACGACCCACUUGCGCUGACCCAGGCCCUCCUGCAGUACACCACCAAAGCCGAGGGCCCCCUCAGCUCCAACGUCGUCGAGUUUCUCGGCUGGGAAAAGCUGCCGGAUAAGUACCGCCAGAACUUCACGCAGGCGACAAGGGAUGCGCUGAACUGGUUUGCGGACGACUGGCCCGAGGUCGAGCACAUCUCUGGCAACGGGUACAUAGGCGACUUUGCAUUCCCAGUGCUCCAGCAGCCGCUCGAUGGGAAGCAGUACGCGACGAACUUGGGCGCGCUUGUGGCGCCGCUAUCUCGGGGCAAUGUAACGAUCAAGAGCGCGGAUGCUCUUGUUCCCCCGAGCAUCAACCCCAACUGGCUGACGCACCCGGGUGAUCAGGAGGUCGCUAUCGCGUGGUAUCGCCGCAUGCGCGAGGUCUGGGACACACCGGAGCUCCGAUCCAUCCGCGUCGGCGAUAAGGAAGCAUUCCCUGGGCUUGACAAGCAGACCGACCAAGAGAUCUUGGACGUCAUCAGGUCGAGCCUUAUGACUGUAUGGCACGCGUCUUCGACCUGCAAGAUGGGUAAGAAGGAGGACAGUAUGGCGGUGGUAGAUAGCAAGGCACGUGUGUUUGGCGUGGAAAACCUGCGUGUUGUUGACGCUAGCGCAUUCCCCUUCCUUCCUCCGGGACAUCCUCAGUCAACUGUGUAUGCGCUUGCGGAGAAGAUCGCUGCGGAGAUCACGGCGGGGAACUAGACACUGCCCAGCUGGGAAGCUUUCGUAACUUAGACAUACUA